AUGGUAACUGACCAAUGCUUGGCGCCGUGCAUCCUUCUGCUUCGGAUGCUGCCUGGGAGCCCAACUGCAUACUUGUAUGUGAAGUACGCGGCAGUGCCAAGCGAGGGUAGUCUACAAUACACCAUAAUUGUACUCCCUACGGGCAGCGCGAAAGACAAGCUUGCCAAACGGUCACUUUUAACCGGCGAAAUUACAAUGUGCCCGCCUCCCGCAACCAUCCCGGUCCGUGGCGGCUCUGCUCAGCGGCCGUAUUUGCGCGAGUCAUCAACGAGCAUCCAUCAACUUCGGCCCGCCUGUUUCUUCUUCUUCGGCAAGAGGCAUCCCCAGCUGCACAACUCAGUGUGCAGAAUCUGGUCGGGGACGGGAGCGGCCCAUGUGAUGAUGGGCGCGCGCUGCAGAAGCCGGCAGCUCGUCGCCACAGUUGCACAGCCGCCGCGGGAGUGCAAAGAUGCAAUGUCCCUGAGGUGGUGGUGGAGUUCCACGACCCCACCCCCGCGUCAGGUUGUACAUACCUAUGUACAAUUUUUGCCCGGCCGAAGACUUUCGGGCGCUGUAAGUAACUUAGUGCACACUACUACGCUCUUUUACCGAUCGGAGCCCCAAACCAGACUAGAAGACGGCCCGGGUCUGGCCCGCCCUCGGACCACUCCCUGGCAGAGUGUCAAAGAGUCAAAAUGCCAUCCUCCCUUUGCGUGUAUCAAGUUGGCGACCAACAUUGAGAGCGAGCAAGCCGGAGGAGACCUUGACGGCGAAACGAACGCGAUGCGGGGCCAGGAGGGCGCGGGAAAAGUAGGGGACGCCUCGUCAUCUCAUGUCGCGUUGCAAUCAGCCGGAGUCGCCUGA
Thermothelomyces thermophilus ATCC 42464 is the source of this 843-nucleotide messenger RNA. RefSeq lists its product as uncharacterized. The transcript is spliced from 7 exons. NCBI's taxonomy places the organism in Eukaryota, Fungi, Ascomycota, Sordariomycetes, Sordariales, Chaetomiaceae. The coding region runs from base 1 to 843 and encodes 280 amino acids. The record is from RefSeq and is a predicted model, not a curated record.